Molecule: messenger RNA, 1316 nt
Organism: Pan troglodytes (chimpanzee)
Lineage: Eukaryota; Metazoa; Chordata; Mammalia; Primates; Hominidae
Gene: OR10Z1
Product: olfactory receptor family 10 subfamily Z member 1
Exons: 1
Coding region: 274-1215 (313 amino acids)
Biological process (GO): G protein-coupled receptor signaling pathway
Cellular component (GO): membrane
Molecular function (GO): G protein-coupled receptor activity; olfactory receptor activity
Source: RefSeq, a predicted model, not a curated record
UUGUGUGCAAGUAUGUGCAUAUGAAUGUCUGUGAUUGUGCAUCUGUGUAUGUGUAUAUGUACAUACAGUCAUAUGGGAAUGGACCCAUACAUUUGUGUCUAAUUUAACAAAUACUUUUUUGAAGUUUGAGUAGAGUCUAAAUCAGAGCUUCCUUUUUAAGUUACAACAGGAACAAGAGAAAAAGAAUCCAUAUCAUCCACCUUUUAAAGAAGUUAGGCAUCUACUGGCAAGGUGGAAGAAAUCAACAAAUCUAUCAGGGAUAUACCUCUCAGAAUGGGGCAGACCAACGUAACCUCCUGGAGGGAUUUUGUCUUCCUGGGCUUCUCCAGUUCUGGGGAGUUGCAGCUCCUUCUCUUUGCCUUGUUCCUCUCUCUGUAUCUAGUCACUCUGACCAGCAAUGUCUUCAUUAUCAUAGCCAUCAGGCUGGAUAGCCAUCUGCACACCCCCAUGUACCUCUUCCUUUCCUUCCUAUCCUUCUCUGAGACCUGCUACACUUUGGGCAUCAUCCCUAGAAUGCUCUCUGGCCUGGCUGGGGGGGACCAGGCUAUCUCCUAUGUGGGCUGUGCUGCCCAGAUGUUCUUUUCUGCCUCAGGGGCCUGUACUAACUGCUUCCUUCUGGCUGCCAUGGGCUUUGACAGAUAUGUGGCCAUCUGUGCUCCACUGCACUAUGCCAGCCGCAUGAAUCCUACCCUCUGUGCCCAGCUGGUCAUUACUUCCUUCCUGACUGGAUACCUUUUUGGACUGGGAAUGACACUAGUUAUUUUCCACCUCUCAUUCUGCAGCUCCCAUGAAAUCCAGCACUUUUUCUGUGACACGCCACCUGUGCUGAGCCUAGCCUGUGGAGAUACAGGCCCGAGUGAGCUGAGGAUUUUUAUCCUCAGUCUUUUGGUCCUCUUGGUCUCCUUCUUCUUCAUCACCAUCUCCUACGCCUACAUCUUGGCAGCAAUACUGAGGAUCCCCUCUGCUGAGGGGCAGAAGAAGGUCUUCUCCACUUGUGCCUCGCACCUUACAGUGGUCAUUAUUCAUUAUGGCUGUGCUUCCUUCGUGUACCUGAGGCCCAAAGCCAGCUACUCUCUUGAGAGAGAUCGGCUUAUUGCCAUGACCUAUACUGUAGUGACCCCCCUCCUUAAUCCCAUUGUUUAUAGUCUAAGGAAUAGGGCUAUACAGACAGCUCUGAGGAAUGCUUUCAGAGGGAGAUUGCUGGGUAAAGGAUGAAGGUUACCCCAAUAGGACACUUUCUUCUGUGUAGGCUGGGCAUAGACCAAGAACCCAAGCCAAAGGGCCAGGUAUUCAAGGCCUCAGGCCAAAGCUGUCCU